Molecule: messenger RNA, 653 nt
Organism: Brassica rapa (field mustard)
Lineage: Eukaryota; Viridiplantae; Streptophyta; Magnoliopsida; Brassicales; Brassicaceae
Source: RefSeq, a predicted model, not a curated record
AUGGAGACGGAGAUGGAGUUCUCCGAUGUUGAGCAAACCUAGUGAUAAGUAUAAAAGGAAUGGUCUUUAUGGGACCUCAUGCAUUGGGUUAGAGAAUGGGAUCGAGAGGAAAAGACAGGAACAGGAACAUGAACAGCUGCCUGGUUAAUAUAUCUUUAUCUCUAACGGCAGAACAAAACCUGAUUGCUACCGUUACCGUGUAUCAAAACCAGGGAUGAAGCUUUUCCUCUAUGACUUUGAGAAGAGACUUCUUUAUGGUUGGUAUCUAGAAGCUACUAUUGGCGGCAAGUUGGAUAUAGAAUCACAAGCUUUUGACAAGAAAUAUCCUGCUCAGGUUGGAUUUGGAAUUGUUAACAACUGUUAUCCCUUGCCAAAAAGCAUUUUCAAGUCUGCUAUCUAUGAGAAGUACAAAGGCUGCCACAAGUUUAAGCAAGAACUUGCUCCUCACCAAGUAAUACACUCACUCUUCCUUUCGAUUUACAACACAUGUCUCCAAAGUGCCAGGCUGAACAAAAGGAUCAUGGAUUUGCAGGUUUAUGUCUCUGUUAUCAUUAUUUCGUUCUUUUAUUUCUCCAGAACUCCAUGCAUUACCUCAUAGAUUCGGUUCCAGAGCCUCAACAGCACCCAGGGAGCUAUCUUUUGAGGAGCGGUUC